Molecule: messenger RNA, 156 nt
Organism: Tetrahymena thermophila SB210
Lineage: Eukaryota; Ciliophora; Oligohymenophorea; Hymenostomatida; Tetrahymenidae
Exons: 2
Source: RefSeq, a predicted model, not a curated record
AUGAAAGUAGUAUUUUAUGAAAUAUAAAAAUAGAUAAGGGCAUUUUUAGAAUAUUUUAUUGACAUUUUUAUUUUCUAAUUUAAGUAUGGAAAGAUAAUGGUUCAAUUUUCUUAAAAUAUAUUUUAACUUACAAAUCUUAAGGAUAGUGAAAAAUGA